CGCAGUAUUCCUCCCCCAAAAUAAUCCCCAAACGUCACGCCUAAAUCGAAACCUAGGGUUUGCAAAAUUCUGUGAUCAGAAAAUAUUAGCCAAAAAUGGCAGGAAUCAACUCGAAGGAGCCCAAUACAGCCCCGAAACCCGAUCGGUGGUACAAUCUAACCCUAGGCUCCUCGUUUAAGGACGACCAUCCUUCCUCCAAGUUCUGUACUUUACGCUAUGAAUUUAAGCCAGCCUCGAUUGAUAAGAAUCAGCGUGGCACGUUGCACAAAAGUAAGGAUAAUAAGGUUACUGUUGAGUUCCAAAACAACCAACCGGGGAAACCAAAAGUGACGUUUGAGGGCAUUAGUGAGGAUUACAAGGAAAAUGAUGCUGUUCUUUUCUUUGACGGUGAGUCUUUUCGGUUAGAGAGAUUACAUCGUGCUGUAAAGCGGUUGAGGCAUAAUCGAAUGCAGGGUGAAACUAUAACUACAGCAGCUGCAUCAGCUGGACCUUCUGAUGCAAGUUCACCACCAGUUGGGAAAGUGCCUAAAUAUCAGCCUCCGAACAAAGAGGCAGUUCAUGUGAUGCCGGCUGAAGUUGAACGAAUUGAAAUUGGGGACUUCAAAAGCUCAGGCACGUUUCCUUAAUUUAAAAUAGUUAGUCCAUGCACUGCAUUUGAACUUUUCUCAUCUCUCCUUGAUCAAAAUAAAAAUCCAUACAUCUUGGUUAAGUUCUGCAUUUUAGAGUCACUGAAUAUUUAAAGAGAGAAGAAAAAUAUAUCAGAGAACUUCGUUAAAAAGGAAUAAGAAAGGGAUGAUUAGCAUGUGCUCAUGUCAAGGCAGCAAAUUAAGCAAAUAUUAAAAGAAAAGGUCAUGGUAUGAGAUGAAGGACUUGUACGAGGAUACAAUUUUUUCUUUCACCCCAUCUUUUUACCUGCCAAUAUUUCUGCUUCUCUGAAAUUGACUUCUGAAUAUUUUAUUGAGUUUAUCAUUUGGUUACUUGUUAUGUGCAUCACCUACUGUAGUCAUUUUUUCAAGUUUCACUGCACUUUAUUACUGAUAAGGAAAAUAAAGGCAUUUGCAGAUGCCAAUUUUUUGGUUUAGAAAUUGAUAUGCCAUCAAAAAAUUUCAUAAUUUGCCUACAACUGUGACUAGUCAUAGGGAUAGAUCCUACCACUUCGAAAUGCAGUUUAAGUUCUUCUGCACCUGCAAAUAAUUUUUCCUUAUCUUGAUUUGUUGCUGUUGCCUUUACUUUUUGCAUUAACUUGUGAAAAUGUCUGCAAGAUUUGUGGAUGAUCUCACUCUAAAUCCAAAGGCCCUUUUUCCCUUGGUGCUUGGGAGUACUCCUAUUCUCUAGAUAUUUUGUUACUUGGUACUAGAAAUGAUACUAUCUAUAGAUGGAGAUGUUAAUCGCAAAACAUAUUAUUUAUAAUGAGUUGGAUUCAUAUCUAUGCCUCUAAAGAACAGAAUCUACUAAGAUGUGUGUAGAUGAUCUUCAAAUAAAUUCGACCCAGUACUGUCGCCUAUGGUUUCCUCUAUGUUGAUCAUGAAUUGCAAAAUACAAGUCUUCAAUACGGAGGGGUGAUUAAUUUUUAUUGCUAUGAGGAACAGUUCAGAUUAGCUUUGAUGGUGUUGGACAUCUGUUGAAGUCAUUU
This is a messenger RNA of Olea europaea var. sylvestris, 1633 nucleotides long. Its product is annotated as ell-associated factor Eaf-like. Gene Ontology annotation, molecular function: transcription elongation factor activity. The coding region runs from base 96 to 626 and encodes 176 amino acids. Gene Ontology annotation, cellular component: super elongation complex. Gene Ontology annotation, biological process: positive regulation of DNA-templated transcription; regulation of transcription elongation by RNA polymerase II. Lineage: Eukaryota; Viridiplantae; Streptophyta; Magnoliopsida; Lamiales; Oleaceae. The transcript is spliced from 3 exons. The record is from RefSeq and is a predicted model, not a curated record.